Molecule: messenger RNA, 927 nt
Organism: Humulus lupulus (European hop)
Lineage: Eukaryota; Viridiplantae; Streptophyta; Magnoliopsida; Rosales; Cannabaceae
Exons: 3
Coding region: 1-687 (228 amino acids)
Source: RefSeq, a predicted model, not a curated record
AUGUCAGCUGAUAUAGUAUCCCAUCACGGUGGAGAUGGUGGUGGUCAAGACCCCACAGAUCCUAGCAGGAUACCCUCAACUUGCGAGUCAGAUCGUCCUGCAAGAAGGAGGGGACGUGGCCCUGCCAGUAAUGUUAAUAUUGAAAAACGAAGGCGGGAUGCUGGCAAACCACUUGAAUUGCAACUUGAUCCGGCGACAGACAAAGUGGUUGGUACUGAGCACCAAGCUUUUGUUCGUCAAUUGAGUACUGAAGUUACAUUACUAUUGCCGGGACAUUAUUUAGAUUUUAAAGAUGUUCCUCAGCAAUAUAAAGACCAGGUCGUUCAAAAGAUGAAGUAUUACUAUAAUAUCGAUGGGCAUCCAGAACCUGAAAGAGUUAUGGGAACUCUGUAUACGGAGAUGCGCAAAAGAUAUUCAGAGAGAAAGAAUAUUAGGCAUUCUCAUUUCCAAAAAUAUUAUUCUGGAAAUCCGAAUGAUUUGGAUAGUGCUCUCAAUGCUAUUCCUGACUUGUGCUCGAAGGAGAGCUGGAAAGAAAUCGUCGAUUUGUUUCUGAGCCCAAAGUUUGUAGCGCGAUCCACGCAGAACAAGAAAAAUAGAAAGGAAAUGAAGUAUUUGUCGACGCAAGGCUCUAAAUCAAUGGCAGCGAUCCGUAACGAAUAUGUAAGUAAAAUACUUAACUUUAUUUGAUAUUAUUAUAUUAUUAAUUAAACUAACACUAUUAUUUUGUAGGAUGAACCUGAUGAUCAUGCUAUUGAUGCUUGGAGAGAUACUCAUAUAAAAAAAUCUACGAAGACUUGGGUUAGCGAAACUUGCAAAGAACUACAUGUAAGUUAAAGUUUUUUCUUUCUUUAUUGAUCUUAAAUUAUAGUAAUAUUGGUUUUUUAACAUUUUCUUUUGGCAGGAACAAAUGACCCAAGAGAUGGAGAG